Molecule: messenger RNA, 1938 nt
Organism: Thermothielavioides terrestris NRRL 8126
Lineage: Eukaryota; Fungi; Ascomycota; Sordariomycetes; Sordariales; Chaetomiaceae
Exons: 3
Coding region: 118-1728 (536 amino acids)
Biological process (GO): regulation of transcription by RNA polymerase II
Molecular function (GO): RNA polymerase II cis-regulatory region sequence-specific DNA binding; DNA-binding transcription factor activity, RNA polymerase II-specific
Source: RefSeq, a predicted model, not a curated record
AGCUGCACACCUUUUUUAUAUAGGCAUUUAUAUGACCUCAUCGUCUCUUGCCCAUCGAUUUCCCUUCGAUUCGCUCUCGGUCUUACUCUGAGGCGCUGCCAGACUCUGAUUUACAUCAUGGGCGUGCCCACUGGAGCUGCGGGCCGUGGUGCCUCUAAAUCGCCAACGCAACCCAGCAAGACGUCUCCCCCCCGACAAGACAACCCGUCCGAUACCAACCGUGACGCCCCCCUGAAACCCGAGGAGCCGGCCAGCGUCGAGCCGGCCAAAACGCUGCCGCCUCCGCCUCGUCCAGCGCAACAACAGUCAGGAAACACCCCCGACUACUUCAACUCGGCUGCUGGAUCGUUGAGUCUGGAGCCGAAUCCUUUUGAGCAGUCCUUCGGCGGUAGUGCGCCCCCCGAGACCCCCGGCGGCACCAAGCUGCCAUCCGUCGCCGCGCUCACAUCUCCAUCUUCGCUCCUCCCCGGCAGUACGCCGUUUUCCUGGGGCGCUGGUUCUCUGCGGACCGGCCCCCUGAGUCCAGCCAUGCUCUCGGGCCCGACCAACGACUACUUCGGCGACACGCAUCAUAUCCGCGGCGGCUUCCCCACGCCGAAUGAAUCCUCGCUGCGGACGGGCCUGACCCCUGGGGGCAGCGGCUCCAUGUUCCCUGCGCCCAGCCCGAACUCGCAAGCACUCUUUGCCCAGAUCAACGGGCCCGCCCCAACGCCGGGCACCCUCGACUUUCACCGAACUGCGCUCAGCGCAGCGGCCGCCAAGCGCGAGCAAGCCCAUGCACAACAACCGUCGUCGUUACCCGUAGCUCCCACGUCACAGCCGCAAGACAUGCCUGGCGGUGGCCAGGCUCCCAAGGCCGAGCCAAAGGCCGCGGCCGACCCUUUUGACCCGCAUGAUAACGACGCGGCGAACGGGCUCUUCAUGCUAGCUCGGGGGCGGAACAGCACUCAACCGGGCCCUGUGUCGCAGUACCCUCCACCGCCGCCUGCGCCGGUGCAACCCCACGCCGACCCCUCGGGCGCUCCGGCCGUGCAACCCUUGAGCACAAACACAUCCCCACAGAUGGAUGGGGCGCCGUCGCUCACUGGUAGCUCGGUGCGCGGUGCCAGCGAGGCAAGUGCGGGGUCGGACGAGAGCGAGGUGGCGCGUCCCAACACCCGCUCGAGAGGGAAGCGGAGCUCGGGAGGCGCGGCCGCCAACUCGCGCCGCAAGGCCGAGGACGCCCCCGUCAAGGCCCCCCCGGCCAAGAAAACCAAGUCGAACGGUGGUGCGGCUGCGGCCAACGGCAAUGAAAAUGGAGGCUCAGAAGACGAGCAGCACGACACGAAGAAUGGCAAAGAAGAGGCCAGCAGCGGGUCCAAGCCCAAGAUGACGGAGGAGGAGAAGCGGAGAAACUUCCUCGAACGUAACAGGGUGGCUGCGCUCAAGUGCCGUCAACGGAAGAAGCAAUGGCUGGCGAAUCUCCAGAACAAAGUGGAAGCGUAUUCCAACGAGAACGAGAGCCUGACCAACCAGAUCGUGCACCUGCGCGAGGAAGUGGUCAGCUUGAAGACACUGCUCCUAGCCCAUAAGGAUUGCCCGAUCACCCAGCAGCAGAACGUGCAGCACGCGAUCAUGCAGCAGGGGCUCGAGCCCUAUAACCCUCAGAUGAACCCCUACGGCCUGCCCCCGGCCAUUUCGGGCCAGCCUGUCAUGGCCGGCCAGGCCAUGAACCGGCGGUUCUCCUAGGUUGAGAACGGCCCGAGUGGAGCCGGGGGUGUUCCCGCCUCCGGCUCUCCGCGCGUGAGCCCGGACGGCAGCGCGGAGGUGGGCCGCCCUCCGGAAAUCUCGGAGUCGUUGUAAGUUUCCCUGAGGGUAAUGGCUAGGUGCGGGGAGGAACGGAGUCGAAGGAGGGAUAUACCCGUUUUUUUGUUGCUUGGGAGUUUUCCCCUUUGUCUU